UUCAUUACUGUGUAGUUACUUACACUUGUUUUUCGUAAUUCUUUUUUGUGAUAUGGCAGCACUUUGAAAUUUGUUUCUACGAAAUUUCAUAUCAAAACUUCAUUCUUGGCUUAACUUUCAGCAUUUACAUUUAAGUGCUAUUUGUAAUUGGCAAAUAUGCCGUGUGAAUGCAUAUUUUAUCAUAAUCACGGGUUCGAAGUUAAAUUUUGUUGGGUGUAUAGACUAAUACCUUUCAUUUCUUGAAAAUGGAAAGAGGACGCAAACAAUAUUUCAAAUCAAAACGUAUGCGAGUGAGUGAAGCAUAUAAGUGGGGAGAUGCGCAGGUGUUGGAGUUGCUAAACCUAAUAGUAGAUGCAAUUGGGGAUGCACCGAAGGGCUUCGAAAAACCGACCGCUCAGACUUUUUAUUUAAAAAUUAUGAGCCACAGCAAAACUUUUGAUGGGCUAAAUUUUCUUGUAUUAAAGAACAAAAUGCGCCACUUGAAAUCUGGUUAUAUUUCUGCUAUAGAGUGGAAAAAAACGACGGGUGCUAACCUUUUAGCCACUGAAUUUGAAACACAAGUAACAGAUUAUAUCUCAACAAUUUGCCCUAGAUUUGAUCUUCUUCAUAAGAUUUAUGGCGGCGCAAUAAAUACAAACGUUGCUGUAAUUAAAUCUGAGCCAUCAUUCCACGAUCCUAAACAUUCACCAACCCUGCUAUCCGAAGCCGGUGUUCUGAGUAUAAUUGGUGACGAUGAAAACACUUAUGGAGACACUCAAGUAACUUCUCAGCUAUCAAGAUCAAAUACAAUAAGCCAUAGGUCUGCAUCGCCAGAAAGUGGUGUAUGCUCUUCAAAAAUUACAUUUCGUCAAUUAAGGAACGAUAUGGAAGAAAAAAAACUGCAGUUCCAAGCGCAAAAUGCGGAACUGGAUCGGGCACAUGCAAUCCGUUUGAAAGAAAUGGAAUUGCAGGCUCACAAAGAAUUAGAUAUAAAAAAACACGAAAUGACUCUUAGACAUCAAUUGGAAGUCAAACUUAAAGAGUUUGAGUUAAAGAAGUACGAAUUAAACCUUAAAUAUAAUAUACAAAACAUUUUAAACACUAAGCAAUCAAAUUUGUAA
Molecule: messenger RNA, 1100 nt
Organism: Teleopsis dalmanni
Lineage: Eukaryota; Metazoa; Arthropoda; Insecta; Diptera; Diopsidae
Exons: 5
Coding region: 246-1100 (284 amino acids)
Source: RefSeq, a predicted model, not a curated record